AUGUAUGCUAAUAAUCUAGUGCGCAUUACUGCAUGUUUGCUUGUUAUUUUGGUCUCAAGCAACAACAUUGUUGAAAGUAGAGGAUUGUAUUUCAAUGACCGAAGUGCAGACCCACAUCGUGAUCAUAUAUCUAAAGCUUCAAUCAAUAGUGUUAAUGGUAUGGAUCCUGAACAAAUUAACGUAGCGAUACCUAUACUUCAACAAUGCCUCGACACCAAAGAUAAUGAUCGUAUCAGGGCAUUUAUCAUGAAAUGUCAUGCUCUUCUUAAAGCAAUCAAAGAGAAAUCAGCGGCAAAACGAAGCGACAUAUUAGACACACUUCUCGAUUAUUAUUAUUAUAAAAAUUUUAACACACGUGGUGAGAAAAUAGACACGGAUAAGGUGAAUGGGUUGGCCCAGCAAUUUAUGGAUAAGCAAACAGAAGAAGAACUUGGAAAUCUUCAUGAAUUCAUGGAAGCAUAUCAGACGGCUUCAAUAAAAGAUCGAAGCAAGUUUCUUGAACAGGUUAUCGAUUAUGCUACGAAAUGUGCACAGGAGGGUAACAAUGAAAAUUAUUUUAAAUUAGUUAUAACUAGCAUGAAAACAUUAUUUACAUCAUAUGAUAAAAAUGAUUAUGAUGUACGAUUGACUACCGAAGAAUAUCUUAAUCAACUUGCUAAAAAUUUAAAAGAAUCAGAUUUAACAAAAAUUCAAGUUGAAUUACAUCGAAUUAUAAAACAUAAUCCUAAUGUUGGACCAAAAGCUUUAAAAGAUGUUCUAUAG
This is a messenger RNA of Rotaria sp. Silwood1, 762 nucleotides long. NCBI's taxonomy places the organism in Eukaryota, Metazoa, Rotifera, Eurotatoria, Philodinida, Philodinidae. The record is from the annotation of a GenBank genome assembly.